AUGGCAAUGAAAAGCUCUCUUUUUUUCCCUCCGCUCUCUACAGGCCAGUUUGCAAAACGAAAGAAGACUUCGCUAUGGUUCACAGUCUCUCUGCUGGUAGUGUCUAUUUUCAUACUGACCAUAGGUCUGGCAGCUACCACAAGAACAGAAAACGUUACUGUGGGAGGCUACUACCCAGGAAUCAUUCUUGGCUUUGGAUCUUUCCUAGGGAUUGUUGGCAUCCACCUGGUGGAGAACAGAAGACAAAUGUUAGUAGCAUCCAUCGUGUUUAUCAGCUUUGGCGUGGUAGCAGCGUUCUGUUGUGCAAUAGUUGAUGGAGUGUUUGCUGCACGACAUAUAGAACCCAGACCUUUGUAUAACAGAAGGUGCCAGUUUUAUUCAAGCGGAAUAGGAUUCCUAUAUGAUGCCUACCAGACAGAGGUGACAUGUUAUACGUUAAACAGCAAGUGCCAGCUGAAAGUAAAGAGUAACACGUGCUACUGCUGUGACCUAUACAACUGUGAGAAUUCAGAGCAGUCCUCCAGCUACUAUGAAUUUCUCGGAGUGAGCAGCUGUCAAGAUGUGGUUCACCUGUAUAGGCUGCUGUGGUCCUCCACAGUCCUGAAUAUUAUUGGGUUGUUUCUGGGGAUUAUUACGGCAGCCAUUCUUGGGGCAUUUAAAGACAUGGUACCGCUGUCCCAAAUUGCUUUCAGUGCUGCACCUCCUCCUCAGAUCCUGUACAACCCUGCCCAGCAGAUCCUGACAUACGCUGGGUUUUGUCCUUCUGCAGCAACUAUUUCUACGUAUCCGUCCUACCCGUUACCUCUUCAGCCUGCCAGCAAUUUUCCAGGAACAUCAUCUACUGACAUUUCUUUAUCAGAAGAAACUCAGCCUCCAUCUCAGUCCAGCUCCAGCUACGGUCUUCCCCCCAAUGCUCCACCUCUCUAUGCACCGAAUUACUUCUUGCCUGGAGAAAAGCCUCCACCGUAUGCACCAUAGAACAAAGGAUUUAUUUUAAGUAGUCGGUAGGCUCUUUUUAAGUUUUGGAAACUCUAUGCAGUGCAGGCACUAGACUAAUCAAGGAUCCCACUGCAGAGUGUGCUAUGGUCACUCUGCUUUAACCCACCUACAUCUCACUGUGAGCUGAGAGAAUCCUGGAAAUGCAAGGGCAGGUACAUCACUGUUGGGGUUACUACUCACCACUCACUUUGCCUGCAGUCAACUACAGUAUUGUGUUCUGGCUAACAUGAGCAUGAGUUUUUUCCUUCUCCAUAUACUGCAGAGCGACUUUUCUUCAUGACGAGAAAGGAAGAAAACACUCUGGAUAUGUGUUCUGCUUUCAUAAGCCAAUAGAGAGGGGUUUUAGUCUGUGUUGUCUAAGUAGGUAGUUUGGAGCGCUGAGUCAAUCACUCUGGAUAGGAAGAAAUUAGAUGUUUGUUUCCUUGCAGUAUUUAUUAAAUAACUCUUUUUCGGUGAAAGUGUUGUACCAAUAAUAAAAAAAAAAAGUGUGGUAACUAUUUUACAA
Molecule: messenger RNA, 1504 nt
Organism: Struthio camelus australis
Lineage: Eukaryota; Metazoa; Chordata; Aves; Struthioniformes; Struthionidae
Source: RefSeq, a predicted model, not a curated record